Molecule: messenger RNA, 1734 nt
Organism: Trichomycterus rosablanca
Lineage: Eukaryota; Metazoa; Chordata; Actinopteri; Siluriformes; Trichomycteridae
Gene: mmadhcb
Product: metabolism of cobalamin associated Db
Exons: 8
Coding region: 110-982 (290 amino acids)
Biological process (GO): cobalamin metabolic process
Cellular component (GO): mitochondrion
Source: RefSeq, a predicted model, not a curated record
GUGACGUUGAGAAGGUUAAGUAAAAGCACGAAUAGCUCGAAGAGUUAGCAUUUAUAACAGCUGUAUUUAUACAGGAACAAUACAGGUGCAAAAAGAGAAGCCCAACAGGAUGACCAGUAUGCUCUGUAGCAGAGCAAAAGUGGUUACCUACCUGCCAGGGCUUCAUGUCCUUGUGAGACGUAUUGUAGGAGUAAGAAGCUUCUCUGAUGAGCCACACAUCAACUUCAGACCUCCUGAUAUGGCCUUAAGGACUGUGUGGCCAGAUGAGACCAUGGGCCCAUUUGGUCCUCAGGAUAAGCGUUUCCAGCUACCUGGUAAUGUAGGAUUUGCCCGGCAUCUAGAGGCUGAAGCAGAGCAGAAGGCUGGCACCGUGCACACAACACUACCAGAUGUGCUGACCGUUCCAUCCAACAGCGAGAGGCACGAGUUCAUCCUGGCUCAGUUCAUCAGCGAGUUUAAUGGAAAAGAUGAGGCUUCCUCAGAGCAGAAGGUUGACAAUGCAGAGCAGUACUUUGACCAGUCUCAAGUGGAAUGUGCCAUACAGUCCUGCCCGGAAUUGCUGAAAAGAGACUUUGCAUCAGUGUUUCCUGAAGCUCCCUCUAGCAGUAUGAUGGUCCUUACAGUGACCCAAAGAACAAAAAAUGACAUGACCGCCUGGUCAGAGGAGGUGGACCAGGAAAGAGAGGAGCUGCUGGCUAAAUUUAUUGCAGGGGCAAAGGAGAUCUGCCAUGCACUGCACACAGAGGGCUUCUGGGCUGACUUUAUUGACCCGUCAUCUGGAUUAGCAUUCUUCGGCACCUACACGAACAACACCCUAUUCGAAACAGACGAGCGAUACCGCCAUCUGGGUUUCCAGAUCGAAGACCUGGGCUGCUGUAAGGUUAUUCGUCACUCGCUGUGGGGCACCCACGCUUUUGUAGGAACUGUUUUUACCAGCGCGCCACCCAACAGCUUGGUGAUGAAGAAGCUGCAAGGAGAUUAAUUUAUCACAAGCUUAAAACAAAUCUACUUUUUUAGUUCACAUGUAGGUGCCCCCAGAGUGCUCAGCACAACACAAGUUCUUUCUUCUGUCAGAUUUCUGUAAUCCUCCAUGGGCCACCUGAUGUAUUUGUUUUUUUUAAGAUACAGUGGGAAUCAGUGGGUGUAUGGAAUUCAAUUCAGUUCUGCUUUAUUGUGUUAGAUGUUGGUGUUGACUUUGUUUUAACCUCAUUAAUCAUUGUCAGAAGUGAAAAUGCAAGUUUUGAGACGCCCCAGCCCAAAGUUAGUCAGUAUGAACAUAUCAAAUAUAUUGUGUGGUUUAAUUGAAAUACCGUAGAUUACAUCAGUGCUUUUCCAUUCAAAUGGCAGCUUUUCUAUCGGUCUACACUACACACAAAUAAAAUUCUGAAUGUUACAAGAACAGAAAUGUGUAUAUUAUAAUACGUAGUAAAUCUAUAGUCUCAAUAUAUAUUGUUUAUUUUUAAAAAAUGUGAAUUGUACAGAUAUACUAUUAAAGUUCUGUUCAAGUCUGAACAAUGAUCAAAAUGAUCUUUAUGAUGCUUAAUACUUACUGGCUCUUUAAUUAUAUAUUAUAUCCAUGUACCUAUGUAUAUGUGUAUAUACUAUAUACUUCUCCUGCCCUCAGAGCCUUCAUAUGCACUGAUCAACCAUAACAUUAAAACCACCUCCUUGUUUUUACACUUACUGUCCUUAUUAUCAGCUCCACUUAUCAUAUAAAAGCACUUUGUAGUUCUA